GCAGUGGGCUGUAGUUUGUUGAAGGAUCAGAGUACACGCGUUUAGCACGUGUUUAUUCCAUGGCAGCGCGUUACUCUUGCAGAACACGGCAUUCUUUAACUAAGUUUGAUCAGUUCAGUGAAGGCAUUCUCUGUCUUUUAAACAAACAGUUUACCUGUCCAGCUAGUGCUGAGGUUGAUCAGCAUCGAGCACAAGGCUGCUUAGUUUGCCCCACAGAAGAUAUGCGGGAAGACACACGUCUGUCUGAUCUGUUAUUGUCAGACUUGCAAGAGAGACAAUGGUUAGGUACACAGUGUUAUUUGUAGAUUGACAUAUUCAAUUUUUAAAUAGUGAACUAUAAGCCCAUCCCUCAUUUUAUGAAAUCUUGAUUUCUAUUAAGUCAUUUUUUGAAUGCUUAAUGGCUGGUUGAUCUUCUAAUGCACUACCGACACCACACUGGGUAAAUUCCCUUUAGAAUAUAAAAAUAAUUUUUUUUUUCUACAUUUUAAUACCUCCUUGACUUCCUUUAACAUUUCAGUAUUAUGUGACAUCCUUUGUCCGGAUUUUUAUGGAGUGACAUAGCCAUCCUAAGUUGUAGUAUUGCUAGGCAACUGUAGAAUAUGGUCGAGUCUGUGACGUAUAGUGGGGAGGAAGGAGAUCACAGGGAUAACUUGAGCACAGAUGAGAAUAAGGAUGCACCCAAGCCUGAGGAGCCACCACUGUGCAUGCUCGACAUGCAAGCAGACCCGAAGGAGCAAGCCCAGAAACCCGGUUCCUGGAAGUGGUCCGUGGUCUUCCUGUGUUUCUACGGCUUCAUGGUCCAGCUGAAGCCAGGCGAGCCCUUUAUCACACCACAACUGCUGAGUCCUGAGAAGAACUUCACCCGAGAACAGGUGACCAAUGAGAUCAGCCCAGUGCUCUCUUACUCCUACAUGGCUGUGCUGGUGCCCGUGUUUCUGCUGACCGACUACCUACGCUACAAACCUGUCCUGGUCCUCCAGGGCCUCAGCCAAGUCUCCAUCUGGCUCAUCCUGUUUCUUGGCACCUCCCUGCUGCAGAUGCAAUUUAUGGAGUUUUUCUACGGGGUCACCAUGGCGGCUCGCGUAGCCUACUCAUCCUACAUCUUCUCACUGGUGCCGGCAGGCGUUUACCAACAGGCGGCUAGUUACUCUCGCUCCUCCGUCUUACUGGGCGUGUUCACCAGCUCUGUGAUGGGUCAGCUGUGCAUGUCACUGGGGCAUGUCACGUACAGGAUGCUCAGCGCUGUCUCGCUUGCCUUCGUCUCGUUCGGCCUCCUGCUGUCCCUCUGCUUGCCGUGGCCUAAACGCAGCCUGUUCUUCAACCAGAGCCAUCUGGAGGAGCAGGGGGCCUCCCACCCACCUGAGCUCGACGAGAUCAAGCGAGACAGAGGGGCCAGCAAGGCCCCAUCGUCAGGCUGUGAUGGAGGCGGUGCCCCCUGCUGGGCAAACUGUGUGUUUGUUGAGAUGUUGAAGGAGUUAAGGAAUGUUGUGAAUGUGUCUAACCUAAGACUCUGGAGCCUGUGGUGGAUCUUCAACUCCACUGGCUAUUACUUGGUGGUGUUCUAUGUGCAUAUAUUGUGGAACAAAGUUUACCCUGCCACAGAUCAAAAACAUGUCUACAAUGGAGGGGUUGAAGCAGCCUCCACGUUGCUUGGUGCCAUCACAUCAUUUGUGGCCGGCUUCGUGAAGAUCCGAUGGAACGUGUGGUCAGAGCUGGUGAUUGGUCUCAUCACUGCUUCACAGGCUGGCUUGCUGCUUCUCAUGGGCUCUACCAACAACAUCUGGGUAUGCUAUGUAUGCUACGUCCUCUUCCGUGGCUUCUACCAGUUCCUGGUGCCUAUUGCGACCUUCCAGAUUGCCUCCUCUCUCACCAAAGAGCUAUGUGCUCUGGUGUUUGGUGUGAACACUUUCCUGGGAACCAUCCUGAAGAGCAUUAUAACUCUAAUCAUAGUGGAUAAAAGAGGUUUGGCUCUGCCUGUGCAUUCCCAGUUUUUUGUCUACUUCUUCUACUUCCUCUUGCUGACUGUGGUGUACCUGGGCUGUGCGGCGUGGGUCAUCACAUGUCAUUGCCGCAGUCAGAGGGAGAAGCAGGUGCCUGUAGAGUUGGGCCAGGUGGAACCAUUCAGCUCUGAGACAGACCCUCUAACCAACAGAACUGGUGGGAAGUAACAAGGCUGUUGAGUUCAGUUACAGCCAUCUGUCCUGUUCUGAGAGGUUCCCGAGAGACUGUGUGUAAUUGUCUACACAUAAAAACCAAGGUGUACAUGUGACACACAUUCCCAAUGACUGAUGAUGUGUAAAGGUCUUUGUUGGAUUCAGGGUGGAGCUGUUCUGGGGUCUGACGUUGCUGAUAAAUUUCCACUAUGGACCAAGAGGCUGGAGUUGAAAGAAGUGCCUUACAAGUUUCUGAGACUUAACCUGUUUCUCUGUACUUCCUCAUCUUUUAAACACCGUUCUAUUUGAACAACCGCCAAAGUAGUUUUGGUGUAAUGGUGGAGAGCAGUUGAUGCAUCUUCAUAGUUGGUGGGAGAGUCAGAUGCAGGCAGUAACCUGAGUUACCUGAGAGUAUAGACUUCAGGUUUGUUUCUGAGAGAAGUAAAAUUCUUUCAAUUCUUUGUUUUACCUUUUUCUUUUUUUUAUUGGGCACCUUCUUGGAUUUCUCUGUUGCACAGAGUUAACUAGUUGUUAAUUAUUACUUGUCUUUAAUUUUUUAGUCACCAAUUUACAUGUUUUAGAUAUUUAAAAUGUGAAAUUUUGUUGAUGACCUCAUUAAAAAUAAAAAAGAAAGAAGCUAUAGCAGCAGAUUAAAAUGUUGGUAAUGCUGGUAAUAGCUGUGGUUCCAGGAGGUUGGUCAGGGCCAACAGGGCUGAGCAGAACAGCUGCUGUCUGGCGUGGUGUUUGGCAGGAGAAAGAGUGCUUUGUGUCAGUAUUGCAGUCCGACGUCGUCCGUUAACGAACGUGGACUGUGCUAAAUGCUGAGAGGUCGAGUCAGUGCAGUGAAUGUUUUGUGCUGUACGCACUGAAGGAAGAGAGGAACUCCUCAGUCAGACCCUGACAUCACAUGGUGUUGCUUGGUACUAAUUACAGAUCUUUGAUGCUAAUGGUUCUUGUAAAACUUUGGAGCACUUUUGGUCCCAAACGGCUGAAUUAGACGCACACAAUGGUUUUUAGUAGUAUAAGCAAAUUAAUUGUGGAACAUUUUAACAACAAUGAUAUGUUCUCUUUUAGCACGUGUAAUUGUGAUAUUGGCAGAAGCACACUUCUCUAUCCCUCUUCUGGUAUUACAUGGACCAAUUAGGAAUGAUAAUGUAAAAUAUUUGCGAGAGAAUUACCAUUUUAGCAUUAUCUUAUUAGUCUGUCAUGACCGAGCAAGAUCUUUGGUGUGUGGUGGUGGCAAUGGACAAGGCAGCCAGUGCUAAUUAUAUUUCAUUUUUCUGGCAACAAAAAUAUUUGCUGUUAACAUUGAUCAGUAUCACCUGUUUUCUAUUAGAAUGUCUUAGAAAUGGCACACUGCUAUAAGGAACCCUAGCACCUCUACUGUUCAUUAUUUAAGACACCUAAUUCACACCCUGGCGACUCGAGUAUGACAUUGCCGUGCGGCCAGAUUUGUGUGUAACUCUUGGCUGGGGGAAUUUCGCAGCACUACAGCCUCUGAACAUGAGCACAGGGCGUAGAAAGUAGUGAGGCGUGUCAAGCCAGGAGCCAGCUCAAGAGGUUUUUGGCAAGCCCAUUUAUGAGUAGCUGGUUUCAUAAAUGCUUCUGAUUUUUUAAAAUGCUUCUAAUUAAAAAAAAAGAAAAAAAAAAAAAAA
Electrophorus electricus (electric eel) is the source of this 3808-nucleotide messenger RNA. RefSeq names its product solute carrier family 19 member 1 (gene slc19a1). The record is from RefSeq and is a predicted model, not a curated record. NCBI's taxonomy places the organism in Eukaryota, Metazoa, Chordata, Actinopteri, Gymnotiformes, Gymnotidae. Gene Ontology annotation, cellular component: basolateral plasma membrane; apical plasma membrane; plasma membrane. Gene Ontology annotation, biological process: folate transmembrane transport. Gene Ontology annotation, molecular function: folate:monoatomic anion antiporter activity; folic acid binding.